Molecule: messenger RNA, 870 nt
Organism: Dreissena polymorpha
Lineage: Eukaryota; Metazoa; Mollusca; Bivalvia; Myida; Dreissenidae
Product: M-phase inducer phosphatase-like
Exons: 1
Coding region: 82-870 (262 amino acids)
Biological process (GO): positive regulation of G2/M transition of mitotic cell cycle; protein dephosphorylation; positive regulation of G2/MI transition of meiotic cell cycle
Cellular component (GO): cytoplasm; nucleus
Molecular function (GO): protein tyrosine phosphatase activity
Source: RefSeq, a predicted model, not a curated record
AUACAAUUCGCGUAAAUGCAAAUAUCGACUAAAAUAAUAUUUUGGCAGUGAAAUUCCGACAAAAGCCCAGUACCACAUUCAAUGCAGCCAAAAAGUUCAUAUUUUUACUUCGUAAGCAACGAAAUGUUGCUGCCACUCACACAGUGUAUGGAAAUAACCACAUUGACAUAUUUGCGAAUACUAAGGUGCUUUUAUUCCAGAAGAGAAAAGGAACUCUUUAAAAAUAGGUACUUCUUUCGAAUGCACCUCGCACUGAUACAUAAUAGCAUCAUGACAUCACAUGACCUGAUAGUCGAUGGAUCACGUGGCUACACACUUCCCACAAUCCCUGGUAAACACAGCGACCUCAAAUCCAUCAGCGCAGACACGAUGGCGGAAGUCUUGAAUGGAGUCUACAGCGACCGCCUGCAUAAGGUGACGAUCGUGGACUGUCGAUAUCCGUACGAGUUCGAAGGAGGUCACAUCCGCGGUGCAGUUAACAUGUUCACGAGGGACGCUGUAAAUAGUCUCCUGGAGACCCAGACGACAGCAGGGAAACGUCACGUGCUCAUCUUCCACUGUGAAUUCUCGUCCGAGCGCGGACCAAGAAUGUACCGGCACUUGCGCAGUCAGGAUCGAGCCUUGAAUCAGGAUCAUUACCCGAAACUGAACUUCCCGGAAGUGUACCUCCUCCACGGUGGAUACAAAGCCUUCUAUGAAUCCCACGGUGACCUAUGUGACCCCGAUAGCUACACUCCCAUGUUGCACCUAGAUCACUGCGCGGACCUACGUCACUUCCGUGUCAAGUCCAAAACGUGGACCGCCGGUAGUGAGAAAGUCAGCAGCAGGCGACAUCGCAGUCGGAUUUUCCCUUCCGGUCUAGACUUUUAG